This is a messenger RNA of Fomitiporia mediterranea MF3/22, 759 nucleotides long. RefSeq names its product thaumatin-like protein. Gene Ontology annotation, biological process: defense response. NCBI's taxonomy places the organism in Eukaryota, Fungi, Basidiomycota, Agaricomycetes, Hymenochaetales, Hymenochaetaceae. Bases 1 to 759 code for a protein of 252 amino acids. The record is from RefSeq and is a predicted model, not a curated record. Gene Ontology annotation, cellular component: extracellular region. The transcript is spliced from 7 exons.
AUGGCCUUCAAAGUCUACGUCUCUGGUGCUUUCCUUGCUUUUGUGGCAGAAGCAUCCGCUAGGACCUUCACAGUUAAGAACAACUGCGCCUUUACUAUUUUCACGGAUUUAAACGUCGGUACAGCCGUCCCAGACCAACCAACGGGCUGGGAGGCUGCAUCAGGAACAUCUGUAAGCUUUACGGUCCCAGACAACUGGAAGGCUGGCCGUAUUUGGGGUCGCCGCGAGUGCGACUUCAGCACUGUUCAGGGCCCAACAUCGUGUGUAACCGGUGGAUGCAACGGAGGUCUCUUGUGCGACUCCUCGACUGGGACAGGAGUACCGCCUGUAACACUCGCUGAGUGGACCCUACAAGGUGAUGGAAAUCAAGACUUUUAUGAUGUCUCGUUGGUUGAUGGCUUCAACGUACCCUUGAGCAUCACGAAUAACGUUGGCUGCCCAACAGCGGACUGUCCCACUGAUUUGAACGCCAACUGCCCAAGCGAAUUACAACUGAACGACUCAUCGGGAACUGUAGCUGGAUGCGAGACGGCUUGUUUCGCAAACCUUGAUGGUAAUCAAGCGGACUCUGCGAACUGCUGUUCAGGCUCGCACAACACUGCCGCGACUUGCCCUAGCUCUGGCGUCCAGUUCUAUAGUUACUUCAAGGGAGGGUGCCCUAACGCGUAUGCGUAUGCGUUCGAUGAGAGUAGCGGCACUGCGCUCUGGACCUGCAGCUCGACUCUGGCUGCCGAUUAUACUGUUACGUUCUGCCCUUGA